Messenger RNA from Penicillium mononematosum, 1818 nucleotides. RefSeq lists its product as uncharacterized. Gene Ontology annotation, molecular function: GTPase activator activity. The transcript has 6 exons. NCBI's taxonomy places the organism in Eukaryota, Fungi, Ascomycota, Eurotiomycetes, Eurotiales, Aspergillaceae. Gene Ontology annotation, biological process: intracellular transport. The record is from RefSeq and is a predicted model, not a curated record. Bases 1 to 1818 code for a protein of 605 amino acids. Gene Ontology annotation, cellular component: cytoplasm; nuclear pore.
AUGGACCGCACAGUGACUGCGCAGUCGCCUCCCUCCGACAAUGACAGCGGCGAACGCCCUGUGCGACAACAGCUCAAGCAGACUAACCUUGACGCUGUGGGCGAAAACAAAAUUUCUACGCGUCCAAACCGAAAGCGCUCCCUCGACAACACAGACGGAGCCACCGACUCACCCCCAAUCAAGCGAUCCCGAGAGUGCACCCCGGACAUUACUGCUCCUGCAGCAGACAACUCCAAGCACGCCGCAAUCCCCAAAGAUGCCACUACCCAAGAUGUGAGUGCAGAUGUGCUAGCCACAGCACCUGUGAGCACUUCGGUUCACAAUACACGUCUCUCCCACAACCCGAUCAUGAGCCACAUUCCCGAGACCAAGGUCCAGUUUCCCCUGGACCUCGAGAUCAAGGUCUCAAUUGGUGGAUUCGAGCAGAUUAGCCAUGUGACCGUUCCUGUUGAGAUUGGUAUCAAAAUGACAGCUGGAGCAGUCUCCUUGGCUUCCUCGACUUCCAAAUCCACUGAAGGCGAAUCCUCCAAAAUCCAUGUCACCGUUCCCUCUGCAAAGCCUACUCCCCCAUCUGGAACCCCGUCCUCCGGAGCCCCUCCCCCUGGAACUCCGUCAUCUGGAACAUUGCCCGAUUACCUCCUUCCCGACCAGCCUUUGCCUGAAGCACUCAAGGAUGAGUCUUUCCACAUCUUUGAAGAACCUGAGUCAAUUGGAGAUUCUUCGUCUGAAGACUCUCUACCUGACUACCGUUCAACUGAAUACCCGUCCUCUCCACCUGUCCCAUACAGUCCAACGAACCCUGAUUACCCUAGACCCUCGGUUGAAGCCCCUGAAGUCCUUGAUUCUAACCACUCUCAAUCCCCACAGAAUCUUGGAACGACCGUCGGAAACGAGGAUGACUCUUCACAACCCGAGAAGAAGAGACCUCGUGACAAUUCGGAGGAACGCAAGGCUAAGGUGGACCAAACUUUCACCGCGAGUGCAUUCGGAAAAGCUUCUGCCAACCCUUCACCUUUCGUAAUGCCGAAUAAAUCGACGUCUGAUGCUUCGCCCUUUGCAACCAAAGGUGCCCCGACUUCUGGUUUCGGUGGCCUCGGAUCCGGAUUCUCUGCCUUUGGCAGCGCUUUCCCCGCUCCCUCUGGUAAACUCACCAGUUUUGCAUCUCCCAAUGCCCCCGCCGCUUUCUCUGGAACAGCUGCUGGUAAGCUGACCAGCUUCGCGUCUCCCAAUGCCCCCGUUUCCCUUGCCGAGUCCAGUGACAAGACCCUCGGCGCAAAACAAUCCGACAACGAAGAGAGUGACAACGAACCAGUCGGUGAACCUGAUGACACCUUUGUUGCCGAGAAGACCGACGAGCGUUUCCACGCACAAACUGGUAUGGACCCCGCGUUGUUGCCUUCCCCCUGGGCACCGAAUAUGGCCCGUGACUCAUACCGAUCUGAAAAAUCAGUUGAAACCGGCGAAGAAAACGAGACCACCGAGUUCACAGCCAAGGGCAAGCUGUAUAGCUUUGACGACAAAAAAUGGAAGGAGCGUGGUGCCGGCACCUUCAAGGUUAACCUCAAGACGGAGUCCGACGGAAAGAAAUCUGGCCGCAUUAUCAUGCGUGCUGAUGGUGCCCUGCGCGUUAUGCUGAACAGUGCGAUUUGGCAGACCAUGCCAUUUGGUGAUAUCAAGGGUUCUCGCCCGACUACUCGCGACAUAUACCUGGCGUCCAAGGAGGACGAGAAGGUGGUCAGCCUCCUUCUGCGUCUUGGAAAUGAUAAACAGGCCCAGGGCCUGUAUGAUGUUCUUAAGGAUAUUGUGAAGGAGAUCUGA